This is a messenger RNA of Capsella rubella, 1114 nucleotides long. RefSeq names its product MADS-box protein AGL71. The transcript is spliced from 7 exons. The record is from RefSeq and is a predicted model, not a curated record. Gene Ontology annotation, molecular function: protein dimerization activity; RNA polymerase II cis-regulatory region sequence-specific DNA binding; DNA-binding transcription factor activity, RNA polymerase II-specific. Gene Ontology annotation, cellular component: nucleus. NCBI's taxonomy places the organism in Eukaryota, Viridiplantae, Streptophyta, Magnoliopsida, Brassicales, Brassicaceae. The coding region runs from base 339 to 1001 and encodes 220 amino acids. Gene Ontology annotation, biological process: positive regulation of transcription by RNA polymerase II.
AUUUUUAGUUCUAGGGGUUUACUUUCUUUCUACCAUUAUUCAGCUUUUGUUCUAUUCUUUGUCCAAAUUAUUUCCAUUUCUAAAAAAGAAAAAAAAAUUGUCGGCUGAUUUAUAUGUAUCGAGAAAAAAAUAAGAAGUUGUGUAGGGGUUUUGAAGUGAAUCUAGAUUACUCUUCAGUUUCCUACAUUUUCUUGAAAAAGAUGAUUACCACCUUUGACUUUUUGUUUUGCAAUAAAUCAUUUGUUUUGGUUUUGUCUGAAUUGAAACUUUCAUUUCCGAUCGGAUUUAGUUAGGGUUUUGAAUCUGAUGAAUCUUGGAAUGGAAUAUGACAGGGAAAGAUGGUGAGAGGGAAGAUCGAGAUCAAGCGGAUCGAGAACGUGACGAGCAGACAAGUAACGUUUUCUAAACGAAGGAGCGGUCUCUUUAAGAAGGCUCAUGAGCUUUCGGUUCUAUGCGAUGCUCAAGUCGCCACCAUUGUCUUCUCUCAGAGUGGAAGAUUAUACGAAUACUCUAGCUCCGAGAUGGAGAAGAUUAUAGAAAGAUAUGGCAAGUUUAGUAAUGACUUCUCUGUGGCAGAGAGGCCACAAGUAGAACGAUACUUGCAGGAGCUGAAGAAAGAAAUGGAUAGAAUGGUAAAGAAGAUUGAUCUCCUUGAAGUUCAUCAGCGUAAGCUGAUGGGGCAAGGUUUGGGUUCGUGUUCAGUGGCAGAACUUCAAGAGAUAGACUCUCAAAUUGAGAAGAGCCUUCGAAUUGUCAGGUCAAAAAAGGCUGAGUUAUAUGCAGAUCAACUGGAAAAGCUUAAAGAAACGGAGAGAGAACUCUUGAACGAGAGAAAAAGGCUGCGUGAAGAGCAAAUUAGAGAAAGGUUAAUGCGACCGGUGGUGCCACAAACAUUACAAAUAUGUGAUAAGGGUAAAAGUGAAGGUAGUGGCUGCAGAACCAAACAUGCAUCGGAGGUUGAAACCGAACUAUUCAUUGGAUUACCCGUUACUCGGCUAUAACAACAACACAUAUUUCACACGCACGUUCAGUAUUUGGCUACUCACAGUUUUUUGUUACUUCGGUGGUUCGAUGUGUUUGUACACUACCUAGCUGAUUCCAUAGUUUACAGUUU